AUGCUUCGAAAUCUGUUCAUUUUUUCACUGUUAUUCAUCUAUGUUUCAUCGGAAGGUCUUGAUGUUAUGUCAUUAUCCGGAAAGAGCAAGAAAUUCUUCUUUGAUGUGAGUUUGAGAUAAUAAUUUUGAAAAUUGAUUUUUCAGUCUAAACUUUCUAUGAGCUCCAAAUUUCUCAUUUUCCAGAUGACCAAACAAGUGAUGGGAGUGCCAUCAUUGAAACCCGAAAAUCUUGCGGCUCAAGCGUUUUUCCGCAGUUUCCUCGAUAAAUAUACAAAACUCGAUGACAAAGUCAAAAAUGAUAUGAUGCAACACGUGCCAAAAGCUACCAAACUUUUCGAUGCUGCAGGUACAUUUUUUUGGGGUUGGCAGUAAAUCUAGAGGGGAAUCUGGGGGGAAACAGUUCUCCAAGAGAAAUCCAAAGCCCAAAAAUAUUUCCCGCGCUUUUUGGUCUCAAAGCGAAGCUGUGUAUUUCUCUCGGAGAAGUUUCUGUGCUUCUCUGUUCACCCUUUCUUCUGAAAAUCUCUUCAAUUUGUUCCAGCCAAGAAAUACAACAUCGAUCCAGCGCAAGCCUUCAAAAUGCUCUCCACAUUUUUCGAAACCUUCCAAAACGGCGCCUCUUCUGAUUUGGCAUCAAAAGGUCUCAAAUUCGCUGGGAAACUGUUGGGAAAAGGUGGAUUCAGUGGAGGAGCUAAUUAA
Caenorhabditis angaria is the source of this 696-nucleotide messenger RNA. NCBI's taxonomy places the organism in Eukaryota, Metazoa, Nematoda, Chromadorea, Rhabditida, Rhabditidae. The record is from the annotation of a GenBank genome assembly.